AGGGAUUGGUAGGAAGUACACAUGGCGGAGGAUGGGCUAAAACUAUAACAUAAAAUAAGAGUGGUGAUAGAAAAAGGCAAACGCAGGGUAAUAAAAGUUAUCUACACUUGUCGGAUGCGGUGUUUGUUUAUUAACAAUGCGUUGUCUGUAAAAAAUAAGCAACGCAUUGCGCAUUUUGUUAAUUGAGACAUCUCACUUGCCGUACUUUGGCUGAGGCGUAGUGUGUUGCCUAGUUACACAGCUGUGCAGCGUGUUAGAGAAUAAGGUUUCCUACGGUAUGCAACACAGGUUUAAAGAUGACAGAAGCUCUGCAUAAUAUCCCUUGUCCAGUUGUAAUAGGAGAGAGGAGAUCCACUGUAUCUAGUUCUCCUGUAUCACAUGUACAGAUCUCCUGUACCUCUCAAUACUGUGCCUUUCCUCUUAAUGGAAAUAAUCUUUGUAUAUGGAAUAUAUCUAAUCCUACCGAACAGCCAAUCAUUUUGAAAGGUCAUCAUCAACCAAUAACUGCAGUAACAUUAAGUUAUGUAAUGAAUCCUUGGCUUGUCUGCUCAGCUUCACCAGAUUAUGUUAUAUUAUGGAACAUUAAGGAAUGUAAAUCUUCAUUGCUUAAAGGGUGUGUUCCUCAAGGACAUGUAAUAGCAACACUUCCAGGAAGAGUUGUUGAUUUAGAAUUCCAUCCCGAUUUGAAGAAAGUAGCAGCAUGUGCAGGGAACAAAAUACUCAUUCUUAGUGCAGAGUGUGAGGAUGUUCUAGCAGAACUAGCAGGACACUUAGGCCCAGUAAAUGCUGCUAAGUUUUGUGACUGGCAAGACAAUCUUCUAGUGUCCAUUUCUGAGGACAGAACAUUUAAGGUGUGGGAUUAUCAUGCUGAAUCACUGGUUUUUCAGUCUGCAGUGUUAUCAGCCUUUCCCCUUUUGAAGAUGUACAUUGAUGCUGAAAAACAGCAGUUAGUUACUGGAUGUGCUGAUGGCCAGCUUCGAGUUUUUAGUUUGUUAGAGGACCAUCAUUUUCGCUCUGUGUGCCAAAUUGAUCUUCAGAAAGAAAAACUCAAAUUUCUUCAGCAGUUUCCAGAAUCUGGACAACUUGAAAAAUCAGGUCUAGCAACAUCUGAAAUAAAAAAUGUCUUGUGGAGGAAUUCUGGUAAAGAUAAGGACACAUCAAUGAUGGAUUCCAGUUUUCCUGUAUUGUAUAUUGACAAAUCUAAACAGUUUUUGAUGGAUGAAAUCUCCCUUUUUGGACAUCCCAGACUACUGUGGGUGGCAAGUUCUACUGGUUUCCUUCUAAUUAACAUGGAUAACUGUGAAGUUGAAGCUAUCUUAAAUUUCAAUGAUUAUGAUAACCUCAGCAUCAUGUUGGUUGGAUCAUGUGCACUGGCAAGCAAUGUGGACACAAAGGUUUACUGUUUGCUCACUGCAAUGUUCAGCAAUCAAAUUUCACUUAUAGAAUUUGAUGCACUUACGUUGAUGAGAUCACAGCACCAAGGAAUACAAACAUGUAGACCAGUCAUCAAUCUCUCCAUUGUUUCAAGUGAGCCUCUGCUAUUAACAUCUCCACUCCGCUUGGAAGCAUCAAUAAAGUCUAAAAGUCUCAAGAAAAGUGGUGUAAAGAACACUUUAAAGGAUCAGCCACUAGUUUUCCACAAAAAAGUCAAGUCCUCUGGAUACUCUGCAGCACCAAGAAUGAAAAUGUUUUCUCCAAAAACCAACAUAAAAAAGACUAUCGAGCCUUCAAAAGUGAAGAACAAUCCAAGCGGAAUAAUGAAAGAAUAUCCUCUGAAAAGUUCUUGCCCGAACAUUCCUUGGAAACAGAUAUCUGUAGCUAAUAAGCCAACAGCUGUCAGUUGCAUUCAGUAUUCAGGUAAUGGAAAGAAACUUGCAUGUGGAUUAUUUGACAAAUCUAUUUUGCUGUUCAGUUCUGAUUUUAGCGGGGAGCCAUCGGUUUUUGCAGGUCACGAUGGUACAGUGAAUGGAUUGGGCUGGAGUCAGGAUUCCAAUUGGCUCAUCUCUUCAGCUGAAGACAGUAUGUUGAAGAUCUGGAGUGUUAAGAAUGCAGAUCCUGUCUUGGUUAUGGGGAAGGGAAUGUUUUCUAAACCAGUUCGAUUCCCACAGUUUUAUUAUAUGGAUAACUUUAUUCUGCUGUCAUCUGGAGCUGAGUUUCAUCUCCUGAAAUAUUCACUAGAUGAGGUCAAGGAUGAUUUAAAGAGGUACAAACAAAAGAGCUGGUGCAAGUCAGUUCAGAAGUUUCAGAUGGACACAGCAGUUGAGAUCACGGGGCUUUCAGCAGUAAAUGACUUUUACUCCUAUCUUGUCCUUGCAGUUGGAAGUAACCGCACAUUAGAGAUUUUUGAUCUCAACUUAAACCGCAGUGUGGCUGUGAUUCGAGAUGUCCAUCCAAGAGCUGCACACCAAAUCUGUCAGAAUAAGGGGUCUGCAUUUACUACCCAAGCAUCUGAAGCAUACAAUCUCUUUGUAACAACUGCCAUUGGAGAUGGGCUGAAACUUUGGGACAUGAGAACACUGCGGUGUGUUCGCAGAUUUGAGGGUCAUAUAAAUCGUAGUCAGCCAUGUGGAAUUGCUAUUAGUCCAUGCGGGAGGUUCAUAGCAUGUGGCUCUGAAGACAGAAGUGCAUACCUAUAUGACAUUCAUUCCAGUACAUACCUGCAAAAGCUUUCAGGACACACAGAGACUGUUAUCAAUGUAGCAUUCAAUCCAUCUUCACCACAGUUAACCACUGCUACCUUGGAUGGAAAACUCCAAAUAUUUGUUUCUUGACAAAUGUUAUUUUUGUCAUUGUCAUACUCAGUGUUCUACAUUUUGCAGAGAAAGAGCUGCAUGGAAAGGAGUUCACUUAGAUAGCAACUGUUAUUAACAUGGAAGAUGGUAAUUAUAUGGACAAUUUUUAGAUGUUUUUUUAUUUCUGACAUUUUUAACUUUUUGAUAUAAGGUUUCUAGAAUUAACAUCACAAUAGCAACUAGGUUGUGGUUUUAUGUUAAAGUGGAAAAUGACUAAGAGAGGUACAUAAAUUAUAGCAUAUUUAAUCCAACAACAGGGAUAGGAUCUACUAUCCAGAAUGUUCAGGUUCCUCCAGAUUAGGGACGUUUCCAUUAUUUUGAUCACUAAACCUUAAGUCUGCUAAAAAAACAUUUAAUUGUUAAAUAAACCCAACAGGAUGGUUUUGCCACCAAUAUGGAUUCAUGCAGCUUAGUUACCAUCAAGUACAAGUACAGCGUAGUUAUCGUUAAGCUGCUGCAGGGUUGAUUAUUAAAUCAUAAGCCAUAUUAGAAUGGUUUACAAACACCAUAAAAUAUGAUUAAUGAAGAUCAAAUGAAAAGUUGCUUAGAAGAGGCCCAUCAAGAUGUAACUGCUAUUAACUAAACAUUAAUGUAAAGAUGAACUUACCCUAUAAACCUCCCCUGACAGAGCACACAUCACUGUGUGGAGAUUAAAGUGCAGACUAGGAGAUAAAAGUGGAAUCUAGACUGCUUAAUUUGGUAAUGCAUUCCUGGAUUUCAAAGCAGGUUUCUGUUAGAUUUUAUUAUGUGCCUUUAUUUCUUAAUAUGCUAAUAACAUUGUCCACCUUGGUGCAUUCUUUCAGUUAUUUAGUUUCUGAGUGUAUCACCUAGAUUCCACUCUAGUGCAUGCUUUUUGUCAAACAUGUUUUCUGUACCUGAUUUUACAGGUGUGUAUUUCACAAUUAUAUUAUUUAAGUUAUGUUUUUCUGAUAAUUUUGUCACUAUGGUAUGAAAUGUUUUUCCCUUAAAAAUAAAGGAAACUUGUGUAUUGAG
This is a messenger RNA of Xenopus tropicalis (tropical clawed frog), 3785 nucleotides long. It is a transcript of the gene wdr27, whose product is annotated as WD repeat domain 27. The transcript is spliced from 25 exons. The record is from RefSeq and is a predicted model, not a curated record. Lineage: Eukaryota; Metazoa; Chordata; Amphibia; Anura; Pipidae. The coding region runs from base 297 to 2771 and encodes 824 amino acids.